AUUUCCGCUAAAAUGGUCGUCGGCGCUUUCCCCAUCGCCAAGCUGCUCUAUCUGGGAGUACGGCAGAUGAGCAAGCCUGUCGCUAACAGGAUAAAAGCGGGGGCCCGUAGGAGCGAGUUCUUCAAGACUUAUGUAUGUCUCCCCCCGGCACAGCUUUACCACUGGAUCGAGAUGAGAACCAAGAUGCGGAUCAUGGGGUUCAGGGGUUCCACCAUUAAGCCUCUGAACGAAGAUGCAGCGGCUGAGCUUGGGGCAGAGCUGUUGGGGGAGGCAAUCAUCUUCCUCAUCGGCGGCGGCUGCAUGGUGCUGGAGUACAGUAGACAGGCUACCAAUUCCCGCCGCAAAGAAGAGGAGCUCAACGAAACUAUCAACAACCUACAAACUCAAAUCGGGGAGCUCACCUUAACCACGGAAACACAAGACGCGCAGCUUAGAGAGAUCAACAGGCUGCUGCUGUCCUUCCCUGUCCCCACGCAAAAGUGAUUAUUUCAUUUGUUAGAUAGGUGGCAUGGGACUGUUGUUAAUUUCUAUUUGAGAAAGUGCUCCAACAUAGCACUGCCAUACGUGCAGCCUGGCCCUGCCUCACACGCUGUUUCCCUUGCCCUAAGAGUUGGGUGCAAGAGUUGGACUUCAGCAUACUAGUGUGUUGUGGUUUUGGGUGCUUUUGUCAGCUCAUGUUUUGAGUAACCAGUUGUAAAGGGAUUGCUAUGAUAUUCAUAGUCCCUUGCAUGUUCAUUGCAAGCUUAAUUGUAUAUAUUUACGAGCCAGUGAUGACCUCGGAGACGAAGUUUCUAUAUUUGAUAGACAUAUCACCUUUCAUUGGGUUCUCAGAACUCAUGACGAGAAUAUAAGCUCUCCAGGUGACUCCUUGUACCUGUUUGGUGUGAACUGUCCUAGGACCACUUGCAUUGUGCUGUCUGGUGUCAUUCAGUAUUCGGAAAUGUUUUCUUGCACUGUAAAAUGGGUACAGAAGGACAAAAAAUAUAAACUUAACAAUUAGGCCAUGCCCAUGCAGCUAAAUAGAAGUAGCCAGCCCCCUCCAUCUUCGUUUUCGUAAACAUGCGUGUAGUAAUGACACUGGGAAUCCCUUUGCUGGUUCAGAAUCUGUGUACAUCAUAGGCUACGACACAACUGUAAAUGGGUGAUGUAAAAUAAAGUCAAAUGGU
Molecule: messenger RNA, 1166 nt
Organism: Lampris incognitus (smalleye Pacific opah)
Lineage: Eukaryota; Metazoa; Chordata; Actinopteri; Lampriformes; Lampridae
Gene: opa3
Product: outer mitochondrial membrane lipid metabolism regulator OPA3
Exons: 2
Coding region: 13-483 (156 amino acids)
Biological process (GO): regulation of lipid metabolic process
Cellular component (GO): mitochondrion
Source: RefSeq, a predicted model, not a curated record